AUGAAGGUACGGCUAAGAUUUUUCUCCACAUUUGAUUAUUUCUGUUUGCUUGUCUUUGUCUCUUCAGGUGUGAUUAUUGUACCUAGUGCCGGCGUGGGGAUCGUUCUCGGCGGCUACAUCAUUAAGAAGCUGAAGCUGGGCGCUCGCGAGUCGGCCAAGCUGGCCAUGAUCUGCAGCGGCGUGUCCCUGCUCUGCUUCUCCACGCUGUUCAUCGUGGGCUGCGAGAGCAUCAACCUCGGAGGGAUCAACAUCCCCUACACCACCGGACCUACACUCACUAUGACGCAGAGGAACCUGACCGGCGGCUGUAAUGUGAACUGCGGCUGUAAAAUCCACGAGUACGCUCCGGUCUGCGGCUCUGAUGGCAUCACAUAUUUUAACCCCUGCCUAGCUGGCUGUGGCAGCGUGGCCAACGACAGCACCGGGAUCCGAAACUACUCCGACUGCGCCUGCGUUCAGAGCCGGCAGGUCAUCACGCCGUCGACCGGCAGUCAGGGCAGCAACCAGCUGCAGCUCGUCAUCGUCAAGACCUACCUGAACGAGAAUGGCUACGCCGUGUCGGGGAAGUGCGACCGCACCUGCAAUACGCUCAUCCCCUUCCUCAUCUUUCUCUUCAUCGUCACGCUCAUCACUGCCUGCGCUCAGCCUUCCGCCAUCAUCGUCACCCUCAGGUCUGUAGCGGAGCAGGAGCGGCCGUUCGCUCUGGGAAUGCAGUUUGUCCUCCUCAGGACUCUCGCCUACAUCCCGACUCCCAUUUAUUUCGGGGCCGUCAUCGACACCACCUGCAUGUUGUGGCAGCAGGACUGCGGCGUCCACGGCUCCUGCUGGGAGUACGACGUCACCUCUCUGCGCUUCGUGUACUUCGGCCUCGCUGCUAGCCUCAAGUUCCUUGGCUUCCUCUUCAUCUUCCUCACCUGGUACUCCAUUAAGUACAAAGAGGAGCGGGUAGAGCGCUGGCUCAAGCGCCACCUGUCGCCCGUCGACACCGUGGGCAGCCUCGUCUGCCACCCCGGCGGCCACAAGGGCCACGCCCGCACCCGAUCCUGUCCCGUAAACAUCCCUCGAACCGACCCCAACGCUCUGCCCGCUAAUGCACCGCCGCGUGCCGGCACCCUGAACCGCGGCGUUAGCACCCAGAGCUGCCCCGGCCAGGAGCUGAAAGCAAUAACUCCUCCUCCGGCAGCCACGGCUGCACCUUCACCCGCAGCGGCGCCCAACCCCGAUGGCGAGUACUCGACCAUCACGUAG
Messenger RNA from Neolamprologus brichardi, 1248 nucleotides. The record is from RefSeq and is a predicted model, not a curated record. Lineage: Eukaryota; Metazoa; Chordata; Actinopteri; Cichliformes; Cichlidae.